AUGGCUCCGCUCAGAGGUGAUUCUGCCCCCCUAGCCCCAUCUGCCCCAAGUGAAGGCAAGUCUGUCGCACCUAUCCCAACAUUAUCCCAUGUGAGCAUGCUACAUUCGUUUGAUGAACAUCGUAUACCAGCUUCCGCUGUCGAGUCGCCGUCCCCCUGGCUCUUGGAUAUGACCGUGCCGCGCGUGUCAUCACCUGAGCUCGAGACGGAUAUCAGUCGGACCUCAUCGACGUCGACGAAGCACUCGCUUUCCGACUCGAUGACAUCAAAUCAGUCCGUCCACACGGCGCACUCGGGCGACGAUGUAUCCGAGCCGCCGCCCGUGCCAAGCAAAACCGACUCACGACCUGACCAUCCCGAGUCUGGCUCUCAGAUGCGCACGCACGUCAAGCGUCUGCAUGCGCUUCUAGAGCUAGCUGAAACCGAGGCCAACUACGUGAAGGACUUGGACGUAUUGAUUCAUGUAUUUUUCAAGCUGCUUCCGACCGUGCCGUACCUAGCUGAGGAUGCGUCGCGUCUACGUACCGUCGUCCGCAACGGUCCGCAAUUGCUGGAGCUGCAUCGCGAUCUUGAUGCGCGUUUGCAACGGAUUAUACAGAUGCAACGAUUGAAUGAUGCAUCCCUCUCUGAGCUGGUGCGCGCUCAGAGCCCCGGUCACCAGGAGGCCAUCGCGCUCUUUGCCGAGGCUUUUAUCGACUUUGCACCGCGUUUCCAAAUAUACUGCGAAUUUUGUUCUAAGCACAAGGAGGCUUUGGAGCUGAUUGAUGCUGUAGAGCACAGGCCCGAGUGGGAGACCUACCAAGCGCGCGCAUCAGAUGCGGUGGGGUCCCGUGACGCUGCAUCGCGGAAGCGCUUGCAGUUUCGUGACUUUUUCAUCAAGCCCAUUCAGCGCGUCUGCCUAUACCCUAUUCUCAUGCAGACGAUUCAGCGAUACACGGCGCCCGAUGCGGCUGUCAGGCUGGGCGAGGCCAUGGCGUGCAUGCGACGCAUUACAUCCGAUGUGAAUGCGGCGAGUGCGGAGCGACACGCGCGUUUGCUGUCGGACAUGAUCGUGUCGCGCAUGGAGCCGAGUCUCGAGCUGUCGCCUUCGUUCCUGCCCUCACUGGGCAACUGCCGCAUGACAGGCAACCUUGGUGUGCUCUACCACCAUUCGACAUGGGCGCCACUUACAUGGCCCCUCACGACCAAGUACUAUGGCUGUGUGCUGUACGCCGACUUUGUCAUGAUGUUCAAGGUGCGCAAAACACACACCUACGAGCCGCGCUACUGGUUCCCGCUAGCCGAGGCCAAGCUCAAGCGCAGCGACGAACGAAGCGUCCGUCUGCCCCACUUGUUCCGCAUUUCGGUGCGUGGCCACCACUUUGAGCUCAUGGCGUCGACAGCGAAAGAGCACAACCUGUGGCUUGAUGCCUUUGCCAAGGCCAUAGCCGACGGUCCAUCGCCCAUGCGCCGUGUACACGGCAUGGACGUGCCCUUCCCAUGCAACUUGGCGGACAAAGGGCCCGCAGCGCCGACGUCGUCGGACCAAGACGAUGAUCCACUUGCGCGGUACCUGGACGAUGUCGGCGAUGCAGCGCCCUCGCUGCGUGGCCAGGUGCUUGUGCGGCACAAGUCGCCGCCGCGUCGGGCGGCGAUGGACCGCGGCAUGGUGUUUUCUGAUGCAUGCAUCUCAGCGCGAUCAUCGAUCGAUGGACAUGACUGGGCCGCCCGCUCUCACAGUGCUCGGGUGGGUCUGCACCGACUGAGUGGUAGUGAGACGGUCUCGCUCCGGAUCAGCCCAUCGUCGGCGACCGACGCGCCGCUGCCUUCGCCGACCACGCGUCUCAUGCACGCUAACAGCACCGAGUCCCUCCCUGGUCCUCGACGCAUGGAUGCAUCGCAGCGUCGCUUGUCCGUGUCGAGUUCCCCAGGUGGGCCGCUGGCGCCUGCGUCACCGGCUGGCUUGCUGCCGCGGUCCCAGUCGAUGAUCGGGCGCACGCUGCAGGGCUGGCUCACGCCUAGCACCACGCAGCUGCCGAUCAAGGCGGAAGAGCUGUCGAGGGCGCUUCUUGAGGCAUGCACGCCUGAGCCUGCGGCACCGAUGCGACUGCACCGCGGGCGGUGCUCGUCCAUGGACAUGCGCGCCGAGGCAGCGCCGACGCGUACGAUCAUGCGCCGCCGGUCGUCGACCUCCAUGUCGCGGCGGCCCGACACAUCUGCGCCGCCCAGUCCGCAUCGACGCCUGGCCCAGCGCUUCCUGCAGCGCCACCGCCUGUCUACCAUGGACGUGUAG
Molecule: messenger RNA, 2271 nt
Organism: Malassezia restricta
Lineage: Eukaryota; Fungi; Basidiomycota; Malasseziomycetes; Malasseziales; Malasseziaceae
Product: RhoGEF domain protein
Exons: 1
Coding region: 1-2271 (756 amino acids)
Biological process (GO): regulation of GTPase activity
Cellular component (GO): cytoplasm
Molecular function (GO): guanyl-nucleotide exchange factor activity
Source: RefSeq, a predicted model, not a curated record